AUGAAGUUGAGCCACAUAUUAUCCAUAGAGACAUUAAAGCUAGCAAUAUAUUACUUGACAAAGACUUGCAGCCCAAAAUUUCGGAUUUCGCGUAAGUUCAUUCUUGAUUUCUAUCUUUCAAUUCUUUCAGAAUCAUGGAUUAGUUCAUUCAUUUUUGCCUUUGUUAGUGGCUAUCUAGCACCUGAAUAUGCGAUACGAAGUCAAGUGACAAGAAAAUCAGAUGUCUACAGUUUUGGAGUUCUGCUAUUAGAAAUUGUUAGCGGAAGGUGUAACACAAAUAGACGUUUACCUGCAAAAGAAAGGUAUCUACACACAAAGGCUUGGGAUUUGUAUGAGAGGGGGGAGCUGGAGAGUUUGGUUGAUUCCUCGCUAGCCGGCGACUUUGAUGUGGAGGAGGCGAUAAGGUUUUGCAAGAUUGGUCUCAUUUGCAUUCAGGAUUCUCUUCAGCUCCGGCCUUCAAUGUCCACUGUGCACGACAUGCUGAUAGGCAAAACAGAUGUCAAUGAGAAGAUGAUGUCAAAACCAGGCUUACUAUUUGAGUUUGUGGAAUCGAAAGAUCAAGGAAAACAGAAAGGCAAGGUUGAAGAAAUUGAAGUGGAAAAUACAUCUUUGAUGGCUAUGACUAGUUCAGAAAGGAAAGAUGAUUUGGAAAGUUCAUCUUUUUCAGGAAGCACAGGAUCUUAUGCUACAAUGACCUUCACUUCAAUUUAUGAUAGAUGA
Molecule: messenger RNA, 720 nt
Organism: Arachis stenosperma
Lineage: Eukaryota; Viridiplantae; Streptophyta; Magnoliopsida; Fabales; Fabaceae
Product: cold-responsive protein kinase 1-like
Exons: 3
Coding region: 1-720 (239 amino acids)
Biological process (GO): protein phosphorylation
Molecular function (GO): ATP binding; protein kinase activity
Source: RefSeq, a predicted model, not a curated record